AUGGCAGAAGAAGCACCACAACUCACGCCCGUGGGGGAGAAAUCCCUCCCGGCGAAAUGUAAACCCAGCACCCUGGCCUACUGUCCAACAAUGGACCUGAUCGCGCUUGCGACCGAGGACGAAGAGCUACGCAUCUACCGACUGAAUGGACAACGUGUAUUCGGGGGUUCAUUCGGCGGCGACCCUUACCUGGGCGACGAUGAAGAAGAUGGGGAAGUGAGAGCAGUAGCAUGGAAGGGGAAUGGUACGUGCAGCACAUCAAUAUACUCGAUCGCGAGACUGCUUUGCAAUGGAAUCUCGUCUGACCUAUUUGUUCUAGGCCGCUUUCUCGCUGUCGCGUGUGGGGAUGGCACGCUGCGUAUUAUGAGCGCGUAUAGCGGGAAGGUGGUGCACCAUUACGCCGUCUACAAAAAUGCGCAAGAGGAAUACUCAAACCCGGACGCCAAGCCCGUUUCUCCAAAGGUGACAUGUUUGGGCUGGGGAGUGAAUUUUACUGAUAGUAAAGCUGCGCAAAAACAUCUGCUUGAAUCAGCGGGUCAGAUAGGUGUCGAGGAUCUGCUGGCUCCCGGGGUUCAUCCCUCCAAGGCGGCUGCGCUGCUUAAGGCGGACUUACCGCGGGAGCUCGCUUUACUGGAUAUCGAGAACUCGCUACCGAAGCUGAGUACGUUACCUGCGACCGGGACUGAUGAUGGGCUGUUUAGCUCCCGGGCGUCGAUCGAUGCUAUGUUUCACUCGUCUGCGAAGGAUGCCAGUGACUCGGUUGAUGUAUUAUUUGUUGGUUUCGAUGAUGGGAGCGUUCAUCUGCGGAUCUUUGACUGUUUUGAGAUCGGGUCUUUCCCCGUUAGUGAAUCUGCCGGGGUCGCCGGGUCGCGCCGGAUUCUUCGUUAUGCGUCGCAUCCUUUGAGCUCGACGCAUGCCUUGUUAGCGUCAGGGUCGGCUGGUACACCUCUCGAUCUGGUUACGCUCGACCUCCGGUUCAUCACCAAGUCAGGUCGAUACUUGUCUCUUCUUGCGUCGAAGACCACUCAGCUUCAUAACCUGCUUCGGUAUAUUGGCUCCGUACAGCGACAAAUUGAGCUGGAGUGGAAGAAUGCGCAGGAAUUGCCAGCGAGAUUCUUGCGUAGUGUGAACGAAGAUCUGCAAGAGAAGAAUCACUGUGACUUUGUAACUGCUAUCUAUCAUCUUGUGGUCACUGGGCAUUGCUACGAGACAAUUAAGGAGUUCUUGGUGGAUAUUGUGGGAGAGCGAGGACAUAAGAGGUGGGAAAAGGCUGUCUCGGGUGGAUAUGAGGCUAUCCGUCGACUAACACACGAGUGCCUUCUUCCUGCAUUAGACCGCAGCCAGGUUCUCCUCAGUCGACUCGUGGGGUUGUCAAAAUUUCAUAAACUUAGUGAUGUGCUCGGUUUGAAAACCCACAAGCUAAGCGCAAUUGUCGAGACGCUGGAUUGUCUACAGCUCCUAGCGCAUUCCACACUCAUCAACGCAAACGAGGAGCUGGACCAAUUUAAUGCCUUUUCGCGCUGGCUCCGACACGAAAUCCUCAUCUUGAACGCCGAACCUCUAUCCCAGACAGCAGAAGAGCUCCUCGAGAAGAGAGACUUAUUUGAUGUUCCACCAACGGUGAAGUACAUCACAGGCGCGCUGCGCAAGAGUGUGCUUCGAAAUUUCAUCCGCCAACUACCCAUGAUCGGAGUGCCUCAACUACCUACCCCUGACACCGACAAAUGGCUCCCUGGUGACCAUGAACGGUCAUUCUACGAUACAUUCAAGUCCCUACUUGCAAAACAGCGUCGUGUUCAAGCUGAAGGUGGCGAUAGCUCGACUGUCGAUGCACCAAAAUUAAAUGACUUGACAAAAAGACUGGGUAUCCAAUUCGACAAAGUCUUUGCAGAGAUCGCAUUAACGCAGCGAAGGGGCAUUUUGCAUCGAUCACCUCUCACCCUCCAUGCAGAUUGUGACCAGAGCAUUCUGGACGUGAAGAUCUGCCAUGAGGACGGCGAAGAGGGACGGCCCUGUUCAAUUUACCUCGCGGCUCGGUCUACCACUUCUAAAUCCUUAAUCUACAUCUAUCGUCUCAUCCUAAACUCAAGCAACGGCGUCAGUUCUACCCGAAGCACCUCCAUGGCCGCCCUGAAUCUCCAAGAAGGAGAAAUAAAACAGCUUCAAUUCGUUGAGGAUGACACCUUAAUGAUCCUCUGGUCCACCCAUCCCGGUCCCUCCUACCUCCUGAAUUUGCCCUUCCAACCCCCCUCUGCCAACUGCUCUUCCACCAAGCCAGAUCAAUCAUCAAGUGUGCUUGAAUACACACAGUGUGACCCACAUCCAUCAAGCUCGAAACCUAGCAUACCGGCUACAUUGCUCAAUGUCUCUGCACUAUGCGAAGCUGGGAUGGUGAGGCAUGUUUUCGCGACGUCGGGAUUGAAGGCGAAGCCCGUGAGUGUUGAUGUCAAUGGACGCAGAGGUAGGAGAGCGGUUUGUGUUCUGUAUGGGGAUUCUUCGCGGUAUGAUGUUUUGGAUUUGGACGCUGCGAUAGAAGGAGAGGAGGAAGAAGGCUUGGAAGGGGAGGGCGAGAGUGUGGUCGAGGAAUAA
Molecule: messenger RNA, 2589 nt
Organism: Penicillium verhagenii
Lineage: Eukaryota; Fungi; Ascomycota; Eurotiomycetes; Eurotiales; Aspergillaceae
Exons: 3
Coding region: 1-2589 (862 amino acids)
Biological process (GO): protein K11-linked ubiquitination; positive regulation of mitotic metaphase/anaphase transition; anaphase-promoting complex-dependent catabolic process
Cellular component (GO): anaphase-promoting complex; nuclear periphery
Molecular function (GO): protein binding
Source: RefSeq, a predicted model, not a curated record